GAUUCUUUAUUGCAGAUGGGUAGGUUACUUUAGCACUCGCAUUUAGUUUUAUUAUAUGUGAUGUGUUCGGUGGUGUACUUUUUUUAAAAAACAUACUUAUCUUGUUAUUAAUUUAGUGGGUUAUAUUAAUUAGUUCGGGUCGUGCGAGUUAUAGUGUUGUCUCGGUAUAUGUUUGGGGCAUUCGCUAUCUCUUAAACCGAACAAAAGGAAGUUGUUUUUUUCCUCUUGUCCCGAGUUGUUUAAGUUGUAUUUUCGUGCGAAGCAACGACGAGCGUUUACGGAUUUUAUUAAAUGUUAAUAUGGCCUUAGCCAGGCUGCCGGUCGUGAGUGAUUGCUCUGCCGGGCAGACGGCUCGAGUGACCUCCAACCUCCAUCCGACGAGCAGCAUGGCAGUGAGCAGGGUGCCGAGUCCGCCUCCAGUCGAAGUAAACACCCCCGUUGCCGAAAAUUGGUGUUACACACAAGUCAAAGUGGUGAAGUUUAGUUACAUGUGGACAAUUAAUAAUUUUAGUUUCUGUCGAGAAGAAAUGGGGGAAGUGUUAAAAUCUUCAACCUUCUCAGCAGGAGCUAACGACAAGUUAAAAUGGUGUCUCCGGGUAAACCCAAAAGGUCUCGAUGAAGAAAGCAAAGAUUACCUUUCGUUAUACCUUCUUUUGGUGUCUUGUAACAAAAGCGAAGUGCGGGCGAAAUUCAAAUUCAGUAUACUGAACGCGAAACGAGAAGAAACCAAAGCGAUGGAAAGUCAACGAGCGUACCGAUUCGUUCAGGGAAAAGAUUGGGGCUUUAAAAAGUUUAUCCGGAGGGAUUUUUUACUUGACGAAGCUAAUGGGUUACUUCCAGAUGAUAAACUUACUAUUUUUUGCGAGGUUAGCGUAGUAGCAGAUAGUGUUAAUAUCUCAGGGCAGUCAAACACCAUUCAGUUCAAAGUUCCCGAGUGUCGACUUUCGGACGAUCUCGGUCAGUUAUUUGAAAAUCAAAAGUUUAGUGAUGUUACGUUAUCGGUGGCCGGUAGAGAGUUUCAAGCUCAUAAAUCCAUUUUGGCAGCUCGAAGUCCUGUCUUCCAAGCAAUGUUCGAACAUGAAAUGGAAGAACGCAAACAUAACCGCGUCGAUAUAACCGACGUAGACCAUGAAGUAUUAAGGGAGAUGCUUAGAUUUAUUUAUACGGGGAAGGCGUCGAAUCUUGAAAAAAUGGCUGAUGAUCUUUUAGCUGCAGCAGAUAAGUAUGCACUGGAAAGAUUAAAAGUGAUGUGUGAAGAGGCGUUAUGUACCAACCUUUCGAUUGAAAACGCGGCGGAAAUCCUAAUUUUAGCAGAUCUUCAUAGCGCGGAUCAAUUAAAAGCGCAAGCCAUAGAUUUUAUUAACACCAGACAUGCAACGGACGUGAUGGAAACGCCCGGAUGGAAGUCGAUGAUCCUAACGCACCCGCAUUUGAUAGCGGAGGCGUUUCGCGCAUUAGCAACCCAACAGAUACCUCCGAUAGGGCCGCCGAGGAAGCGUGUCAAACAGAGCUGAAGCGUCGCCGCGUCAAGAUGGUGCCACGCAGACUGCUUAUAUGUGUUCAAAAUGUAAUAUAAUAUACAUAACAUUAACUAUCUAAAAUUAGGCACACACGGACACUUGAUUCCAGAGAAAAAAAGUGCUUGUAUCGCUGUAGUUUAAUUUCCUUGUGGUUUUACUUCGUUGCGAAAGUUGAUGAAAUAAAAAAAAAUUCUUGUAAACGUAGGUUCUAACUAACAAAGAAAACAGAAUUGUGAUAUAAAUAGACCACGGCUUGUUCCUAUCGAGGGACUGGUAAAGAAAAAAAACCUCCUUUAAUAUUAAUUGAUUAAUUAAUUGAUUACUUCUUAAGUUUAGAGUUGUAUUUAAUAUGAUCUCUCCGAUUAAGCUAAGCGUGGAGCGAACGUAACCGUUUAGUACCCUACCUUACAUCAAUAAUUACAAAAGAAAAGGAAAGCGAUAAAACAUUUCAAUUCGUACAUUUUUUUUUGUUAUUCAGUUGUGUUAUUAAUUUUUAUUUAACUGAAACUUUGUAAAUUUUUGCAUGGGUAAUUUUCAAAAGUCUUGGAAAAUCGGCGACAAAUCUAUGCUUUUCUAUAAUAUUAUGUAUGUUUGUUUCUUUUUUGUUAAUUUUUCCGGAGUCAUCGUCUCGUUUAUAAAUUUAUUUUCUGUUUGAUGAAUUAAUUGUUUUUAAAUGAAACGGGACGGUAGCUUUGAUACGUUCUAGAAAUCAAUGCUUGGUAUUCGUACGGACGGAUGCACGGAACGGGGCUCGUCCGUUCGCCGAGACACCAUAAGCCAUUAUAAUAUGUGAUACAUAAAAAAGAAAAUGAAUAAUAGGCGGCAGAAUUACACACGUUCGCGGUCCGAGCAUCAAUCGUUAUAGGGUUUAGUUACUUGCUGUCCCGAUAGUGUACAUUUCAGGUAUUUUUUACAGUUAAUAAGUGUUUACUUAAAUAGCACAAGUGUAAUAAAACAUUUCAUGAAAUUA
Onthophagus taurus is the source of this 2490-nucleotide messenger RNA. RefSeq names its product BTB/POZ and MATH domain-containing protein rdx (gene rdx). Gene Ontology annotation, molecular function: protein binding. NCBI's taxonomy places the organism in Eukaryota, Metazoa, Arthropoda, Insecta, Coleoptera, Scarabaeidae. The record is from RefSeq and is a predicted model, not a curated record.